Prosopis cineraria is the source of this 2279-nucleotide messenger RNA. Its product is annotated as loganic acid O-methyltransferase-like. Gene Ontology annotation, molecular function: S-adenosylmethionine-dependent methyltransferase activity. Lineage: Eukaryota; Viridiplantae; Streptophyta; Magnoliopsida; Fabales; Fabaceae. The transcript has 3 exons. The record is from RefSeq and is a predicted model, not a curated record. Gene Ontology annotation, biological process: methylation. The coding region runs from base 1137 to 1835 and encodes 232 amino acids.
AAAAAGUAAAAGCGAUGAACCAGCUAAUGAGGCAAACGCCAGGGACCAUGAUUCACUUAUCAGAAUGAUUUACUCUAAUUCAAUUAAUUAUCUUCUCUUUAUUUAUAGUGACAAUUGUUACUAAAGUAUUCUAAUUACUUCUCAAUAUAUUAGGGUAUAUUUAAUUAAGGUUAAAUUAACUUUUUCUUAUCCUAUUCAGAACUUAAAUAAAUCAUGAAGCUAUGAUCUAUAAAGCCACACAGAUCCUAAAUUAUCCCUAAUUUAAUUAUUUAUGUUUAUCUCUCAAAGUCUAACUUAACUCUUCAUCUCUUAAUUCAUUGAAUAGCCCACAAGCAAAUUAUAUAGUGACCGUUCCAUAUAAAAAGUAAUUAAAAUAAGCAAGAUAAAUAUAAAUAUAAAUGAAAAUAUAGUUUUUCAUAGAUAAGAAAUUAAGUUUGAUAAGAAAAAUAAAUAAAAAGCGUAAAAUCCAUCCCAAUCAAGUAAAAAACAACUCACAGAGGUCAAAUUAGAAAUCUCAAUUAAAAACAUAAAUAAAAUCUAAAAAAUAAGAUAAGAGAAAAAAUUCUCAGUUUGGAAGAUUUCUUCCAAACUUUAUAAUAUACCUCUUAGUCUUCAGAUAAAAUUAAAAUAUUUGAGAGAUUUUUGAAAGAUUUAUUUAUAAUUAAUUCAGCCUCUGGAACCCGGAUAGAUCAUGCCUCUAUUUUAUAUGAUUUGCAAUACUUGAUUUAAAUAUAUUUAAUUAUCAAAUUGCGUCUCCUAGAGUUUAGGUUUGCGUGCAGUCGGGCACCGUUAUGUUAUGUCCACGCGCGGGUAAAAGUCGAGGCUCCUUGUCCGUUUUGUUUUUCACGCGCAGGUGAAGAAUGAGAGCUAUAGUUGUCCACGCGCUGUUAUGAAUUGCGCAAAGGUUUCUGCGGACAUUCGAAUGCAAGGGGCACGAUUCUUCUCGCGUUGGUUACAUCCGCGAGCAGAGAAGCUCUUUGGUAUUGCUGUUUGCUAACGGAUGACUUCCUUUAAUUUGGGCCAUUUAUAUGUUAUUUUCACUCCUUUUUCCUGAAAAUACUGCAAAAUACUAAAGAAGCGCGUUUGAAGCUCAAAAGAGGUUGAUUGAAGAGGCAAUAGCCAAUAACUUUGAUCCCAUGACGAUGAUAACUACUUCUGGGUCUAAGAACCUCAUUACUAUUGCUGACUUAGGCUGCUCAACAGGUCCUAAUACCUUCAUAGCAAUACAUGCCAUAAUAGAAGCAAUAAAAAACCUUUACCACACAAGUAACCUUCCUGCUGCUCAUUAUCAAACCCUAGAAUUCCAAGUCUUCUUCAACGACCAAGUCUCGAGCGACUUCAACACACUCUUUAAGAACCUUCCUCCUAACCCUAAUCGAUCCUACUUUGCUUGUGGGGUUCCUGGCUCUUUCCGGGGACGCCUAUUCCCAAAGCAAUCUCUUCACUUUGUGUAUUCUGCUUCAACACUUCACUGGCUCUCUAGCGUUCCCAAGGACAUUAUGGAUCGAAGUUGCAGUGCUUGGAACAAGGGAAGGAUUCAUCAUACGGAUGCUCCGAAGGAAGUUGGAGAGGCGUAUGAAGCUCAGUUUAAAGAAGAUCUUGAGAGUUUUCUGAAUGCAAGAGCAGAAGAGGUUGUCGGAAAUGGACUUAUGGCACUUCAGAUACCUUCUGCACCAGAUGUUGCUGCUGCUGAUGAUGAUAAGGAAAUACAUCCUGCUAGAGUUUUUGAGCUUCUUGGAUCUUCUCUCAUGGACAUGGCCAGAGUGGGAAUUAUGACAGAAGAAAAAGUUGACUCGUUUAAUUUGCCCAUUUUUACUCACCUGUUAACGGCAUGAAGGAGAUUCUUGAGAGAAAUGAGCAUUUCAGUGUUGAGAAAAUGGAAGCACUGAAUCUUAAGAACUUCUAUGCAGUCCCAAAUGUGUACACAUUUGUUUCCCUUUACAGAGUUGUGAUGGAAGAUUUGAUUAAGCAGCAUUUUGGGGCCGCCAUUGUUGAUGAGCUCUUUGAUCGUUUCACUCAGAAAGUUCUUGAAUUCCCAGAUAUCAUGAACCCAAGGAAACUCAAAAUAGUCAUGCUCUUUGUUCUUCUUAAACGCAAGUUGUAAGCAGAGGGCAAAGUCUAAUGAACAUCUUUUGAACUAGAGUUUUCUGUUGAAGUGGCAUUGAUCAAAAGGAGAAAGAAAGGGACUUCUUAGUUCAAGUUCAAGUAUAGGUUCCUCACAAGGUGUUAAUGAAACCAAAUUACUUUAAAUUAACAAAAUUUGAUUACAAUUGAUUUGA